GCAGAUGUUCCUGAUGCUGUCGAAGUAACUGAUGGAGUAAUUCUAAAAUGGAAAGAACCAGAUAACAAUGGGGCGGUAAUAAUAGAGUACUCCGUCUACCGAAGGUUCGUCAAUGGUGAUGAGUGGAAGAAAAUUGCAACCAUAUUCGAUGUCUAUAACCGUUCUUAUGCCGUUGAAAUCGAGAAGGGGAAGGAAUAUGAAUUUGUAGUAACCGCGACAAACAAGUAUGGAGAGAGUUCAAAGGAAAAGGGCAUCAAGCGGAUAAAAGUGCUAGACGGUAGGUGUAUAAAUAAUUUAGAAUAAAUUCACAACGACUACUGAAAGGUUUCCUCGGUUGCGCCGGCAACGUUUCCCCGCUUUUGAAACGACAGACGUCGAGCUCAACAACCUUGUUCGUUAAGCCAUUAUUUUUGUUUUCUUUACCAAGAAAGUAUAUCGAAUGGUCUUAUUAGGCAAAGUUUGUGCUGUUUUCUUUAGUUCAGCAAGGAACUGUAGGGUAUGAUAAAUUACAGUAGCAAGAGAAACCUUUCGUAUUUAGCGUAAACUUCUAUUGGUUUUUUUUUCGUUUUCAGGUUCGACAAAACCGCCAAAAAAUCAAGCGGGUAAGCCAUGUUAAUAUUCAAAUUACCAUUACCAGGAUUCAAAUUACCAUUCAGCGCAAGCAAUCAAUUUCACAAAAUCAUGCUCUGCAACCAUUUCAACUUUAAAUUAAAAUGCAGUUUUGUUUCUUUCUUAAACUCAUGUUUUACAUUCUUAAAAAUUCCAGGUUCUGAGAGUAAUAACACAGGAGUGCUUCACGGUGCCUACAUCAGUGUAAUUCUUCUAUUGUCGAUCAUACUCUUUAUUCUCAUUGUUGUACUUUGGAAAAUGCGCCUUUGUUCAGGUACGAGAUUGUAG
This is a messenger RNA of Porites lobata, 897 nucleotides long. Lineage: Eukaryota; Metazoa; Cnidaria; Anthozoa; Scleractinia; Poritidae. The record is from the annotation of a GenBank genome assembly.